AUGGCAAUAGCAGAAGAGAAUGAAUUUUAUAGUAAACUGUGUGUUGCUAGAAUUUUUAAAGAUUUGAAAUUAUUGAAUCCUGAUGUGGUGAUUCAACCCAUAUUACCAUGGAAUGGUAUUGUCGAAAAAUUUCUUGAUCAUGAAAAAGAAUAUGAAGGUUUCAUGGAAGAAUGUUUGAAAGAUCCUACGAUAAGGUAUAGACUAAAACGUGUGUAUGGCGGCGUAGAUGCAGAACUGAAUUGUGUAAGUUCUAAUGAAAUGUAUUUACACGCGGAAUUGAACUUAUUGACCAGCGUAAUGAAUCAUGAAGAGAAAAGGAUUUUUAUAGCAGUUUCAAAAAAAUGCUGUUAUUUAUGUGAAUUGUACAUCAGAUAUGUACAAGAAAUCAAAGGAUAUAACGUUGCCGUUUCUGGAUCACAUAAAUCACUUAAGAAGCUAUGUAGUCGAUGGAAACUUCCAGAUACUUUCAAGAAAGAAUUCAUGUCAUAUGCUCAACUUGAACUCGAUCGGAUCAUAGAAUAUGAAAUAAAAUUGUGCACUGAACCUGACAGUGAAUCAGAAUGUAUAGAAGCGUAUUUAAAUUCACCAUUUUAUCACAAUUUCUAA
Messenger RNA from Rhizophagus irregularis DAOM 181602=DAOM 197198, 606 nucleotides. The record is from RefSeq and is a predicted model, not a curated record. Lineage: Eukaryota; Fungi; Glomeromycota; Glomeromycetes; Glomerales; Glomeraceae.